Molecule: messenger RNA, 1920 nt
Organism: Microplitis demolitor
Lineage: Eukaryota; Metazoa; Arthropoda; Insecta; Hymenoptera; Braconidae
Exons: 5
Coding region: 414-1100 (228 amino acids)
Source: RefSeq, a predicted model, not a curated record
CUAUCGGUCAUCGACGUUUCGCGAGUUAAAAAAAUAAUCAAAAUUAAUUUAUAAAGCACAACAGUUUAAACAUAGGAACAAAUAAUUAUUUUAAACUUAUCAGCACAUUGUUUAUUUAUUAAUAAUUAUAUUUAUUUAACAAUAAUAAAUCAUUUUACUCAUUUAUUAUUCACUUCGGGCGACCAUAAUACCAGUUAUUGAUUCACGAGUCAUUACAAUUUACACUGCCAAAUACUAGUUUAUUAUUUAUUUUAUUAAUUCAACGUUCUAUAUAUUUUUUUAAUAAUUUAUACUAAUUGUUAAUUCAUUAAUUUAUUUACUACUUCUAUUUUUUUUGUUAAAAUUAUUGUUUGAUACGACAAAAUAAAAGUAAAUAGAAAAUUUGAAAUCGAGUAAUUAAAAAAAAAAAAAAAAUGAAAAUUGGAUUGCUGGGAAAUUUCUUGCAUUGUUUCAAUCUGAAACAAGGCACUGUCUUAAUUGCCAUCUUACAAUUAUUUGUAUCUGGGAUUAGUAUGACUUUCUUCUUGUUGGCUUUGGCACACGCGAUGGACAUUCAAGAAAUGGUUGCCAGAGAUUCAGAAGAGGCACUUGAACGUGAAGCUAUGGAAGCUAUAUCAUCAAUGCAUCAAAAUACUAAAAGAAUGGAUAUUGCCCAUCACAAUGCAACAGAAAAAGUAUAUUCUAUGUAUUGCGGAUUAGUUAUCUCAGUAAUACAUUUUAUAUCAACUAUAUUACUGCUUUAUGGAGUUUUAAUUAAUAAUCGUCAUUUUAUGGCGCCUUGGAUGAUGGUAAUGAUGACAACGAUUGUUGCUCUGUUUUUAUCAUUGUUCCUUGUACAACAAGACUGUCCUUUUAUUGCAAUACUUGGUGGUAAAGCUGAUAUGAUUGAACGGAUCGCGGUUCUAUUUUUAAUAACAAUAUUUUUAUACAUUUGGUUUGUGGUAUACAGUACUUACAAGAGUCUAGAGAUUAAAAAAGGAGGAAUAACACAUGAAAUUCAUAAUGUGAAGAAAAAUAAAUAUGCUUUAACACCUGGCGAAGGCACAAGUAAUGGAAAAGUACGUUUACAUUCAGGUACUCAAAUUCCUUAUGAAGUUUAAGACAAUACUUAUUUAUAAAAGUAAUAAUAAUAAUAAAUAUAUCAAUUAAAAAAAAAUAUUCAUGUCAAAAAAAUUUUUAAUCCUUUUGGCUACUCGUGUGAUUUUUUUUCUGUUAUUAAAAUCAAAAUAAACGUUAAGAAAACAACUUAAAUAAAUAAUAAUUUUCUGGAGUGAAUUAAUAAAUAUAUAUAUAAAUAGAAAAGUAGAAUGGAAAACUUUGAUACGGAAAACAUAAAACGUAGAGACACAUAAUUGCAUUUAAUUAAAUAUAAUUAAUCGAUCGUUAUCAAUAUUUAGAUAAAUUGUAAUCGUGGUACAGCUAUUCUGCUUCUAUUAUCUUUUUACACGAUAAAAAAUUAAUUGUAAUGAUAAUAUUAAUAAUUAAAAAUACAGUCAAUCGGAUUAAUUUGUCCAUUGAGUACAAAAAUGUGUUCUUCAUAAAAUAAUUUUAGGCUUAAGAUUUUUUCACGUAACAAAACAAAUAAAUAAUAAAUAAAUAAAAAUAUAAGAUAUUGAGGUGUAAUUUAAAUAUUUAAAACAAAUUUAUUUUUGUUUUGUUUCAUUUAAAAGAGUUAUUGUAAUUUAAUUUUUAAAUUAAACAUAUUUGUGUAUUUUCAAUGUGAUUUAAACUUAAAAAAAGCCUGCAAAAAGUGAAUUAGCUUCUCGUCCAUCUUCUUCUACUUCUUCUAUGACUUAUUGUUAUUGUUCUGUAUGUGUAUUAUGGAUGUGCGAUAUAUUUAUUAAUAAAGCUUACAAUGUCUAAUAUAAGAAUUAUUUUUAUUUAAUACCUGUCAGUAUUAAAAAAAAAAAAACUAUUCAU